This is a messenger RNA of Poecilia reticulata (guppy), 757 nucleotides long. RefSeq names its product transmembrane protein 256 (gene tmem256). The record is from RefSeq and is a predicted model, not a curated record. Gene Ontology annotation, cellular component: membrane. NCBI's taxonomy places the organism in Eukaryota, Metazoa, Chordata, Actinopteri, Cyprinodontiformes, Poeciliidae.
GCACCACCAUCACUGGCCACUGGGAGUAAAACAUGGCGUCUGUUUUGGUCCGAAGGUUAGCGGCUCUGUCCGGGACUGCUGCGGUGGGAGCGGGGGCUUAUGGAGCUCACGGCUUCAAAAACAAAGACCCGGAUGACUACAGAAUAAUGCUCUAUGAAACUGCCAACAAAUACCACUUCUACCACAGCCUGGCCCUGCUGGGUGCUGCACACUGUGGAAAACCUCUUUUGGCUGGUACCAUCCUCCUGGCGGGGAUGGGCAUGUUCUGCGGCCCGCUGUACCACCAGGCUCUGACCGGAGACCCCAGCCUGGGCAAAGUGGCUCCCAUGGGCGGCGUGGCCAUGAUGGCCGGCUGGCUGGCCAUGAUCCUCUGAAUCGUCUCGGACCUGGACCGCUGAGUUCUGAUGUCGCCCGUCCAACGGCCGCCUGCCUCCGGGACGGGGGUGUCGGCAGGAGAUAAGGUCGCAGAAAGGAUUAUCACUUCUCAGCCGCUGCUCUGACUCUGACGGCUGCUCUCAGACUGUUUUGCUAAUCUUUAGAGAAUGAAUGAAGCGUGUUUGAAACGUGUCACUUCUAAUGAGCUCAGCAUAAAUUACACAUGCUGUGAUGUGAUGUGUUUUUCUGUACCGAGGUCGGCAUUAUGUUUAAGAAAAAUGAUCUUUUUGCUUGUCUUGACCAAAGGAAAAGAGUUUAAGAAUCAUUAAAUAUUGUGAUGAUGAUGUGUUAAAAUCACUUGAAAUAAAUUCUCAGAAAAUUA